Molecule: messenger RNA, 1105 nt
Organism: Polistes dominula (European paper wasp)
Lineage: Eukaryota; Metazoa; Arthropoda; Insecta; Hymenoptera; Vespidae
Source: RefSeq, a predicted model, not a curated record
AAUAAUACAUAAUACUUUUCGAAAAUCGUGUAACGCAUUAAUUCUUCUUGUAUUGGCUUGCAGUGAAUACAUAUGUACAAGUAUUUUACUGCGUUUAUCCAUUCUAAGCAUAGUCGAUAUUACAGUACCGGCGUGUUUUUUAAUUUACGUAGUUAUUCAUAUUAGUUAUGUUAGUCUACGUUUGAAUUUAUAAUCAUCGAUGUGUUAAUCUGAUCAAAACUUGACGUAAUUGUAGAUUAUAAUCUAAGAAAUUUGAAUACUCAACCAAUUUUGAUAUCUAUACUAUAUUUAAGCUGCCAUUAGUUUUAUAAAUAUAAAUAAUGCCACGAGGGAAAUUUGUCAAUCACAAAGGUCGUAAUCGCCACUUUACGAAUCCCGAGGAAUUGGAAGAACAACGUCGUCAGGAAGAAGAAAAACGUCAAUGGAGAAAAAAUAAAGGUAAUGAGUCAUCUAGCGAAGAAGAAGAAGAACCCAAAGCACGUGGGAGUAGGAAUAAAUUGAAAAAUGUCAGCGCAUCUGAAACUGAUACUGAAACUGAAUCGGAGUCCGAGUCAGAAACAGAGGGUAAAGCGAAGGGAGUUGAGAAUUUAAUUCAGGUAGAGAAUCCAAAUAGAGUACAAAAAAAAGCAAAAAAGUUAUCUCAGUUGAAUCAAUCAUUAGAUUCUGCAAAGCCUGAAUUGUCGCGGAAAGAAAAAGAGCACUUAGAAAAGCAAAGGGCCUAUGCAAACUAUCAGAAAUUGCAUGCUGCUGGAAAAACCGAUGAAGCUAGAGCAGAUCUGGCACGAUUAGCAAUAAUUAAACAACAACGAGAAGAAGCUGCAAAACGAAGAGAAGAUGAGAAGAAACAAAAAGAAUUAGCACAACAAAAGAAAACUGAAUUGACACAAAAGGCAUUGGGUAAAAGAACCUAGAUUACUAAAGUCAUUCAAAUUAAAUUACACUACUAUCUACGUGUUAUAUCAUGCUAAUUUCCUAUACAAUUCAAACCUACUUUCAUAUUAUAGAAAUUGAACUAAAUGACUAUAAGUAAAUAUGUACUCUAAAUAUUUGAUGAGUAUAUCCUAAAUUGUUUAAAUAAAAUUACUAUAAUAAUAUUUACAAUUAA